CAGCAUAUGGCCAUUAGUUUAUGCGGGGACUUUAAUGGACUCCGAGGCUCAAGACCUGUCCAUGCGACGUCACCACGCAUUGGCAGGGUUUCCAGUUGAGUAAAACCGCGCCGCAUGACAGCGCGACAGAAGCAGUCUCCAGGGCUCAAUCUCAGACUCGUGAAAACUUGAAACAGCUGCGUCAAUGGCCGGUUUUUGCAAUUCGGAACUUCCGCCUGCCCUUCUUGGCGUAGCAGCGGCUCGUUUUAUCAGCCAGAGUUACCGAUCCCUGGCGACACAAUACCAGACUGUGCUUUAUCAGGGCACCGCUUACGUGGGCCCAACACUCAUUUCAGUCAUACCUAACUACCCUCGCUUCCUCAUCAACAACUCAUCUCCCUCAAUUUCGCUCGUUGAUUGCUUUCACGCUUUUGAUCAUUCAGAGACCUAGCUACUUUCCCUGCCCGACGUGAAAGCAGCACCAAUAAUUAAAGCUCUGGGACCGGCGCAACGAUGACCGAGUCCCGCGGCCGCUCCAUCGAGCGGAUCGACGCUGCACUGGACCCCGACACGGAGCGGACUCCGCUGCUUGCCGGCACACCCACCCCAACAACCACGAUCUCAACCCCAUCACCAUAUUUCGACGACACCAUCAACGACGCCAGUGAAGAUGAAUCUCCACCCGUCGCCCUCCUCCGUCCCCGCGUCAUCAUCAUAUCCCUGGUCUUAAUCUUCCUCAUCGAACUGGGAAUCGGCAUGAUCAUUCCCCCACUCAACGCCGUCAUGGAAAGCAUCAUCUGCAGGCGGAUGCAUCCGGAGGUGUUCUCGCCUCCCCCGCUCGUCCCCGAACUGCCGUCCGCCAAUGUUACGAUGGUUGGGAAGAUACGGCACUUUGCCGGCGGCCUGAUCCUCGCCGACGACCCGGCUUGCAAAGGCCCCGAUGUGCAAGGCUAUCUGGCCAUGCUGCGCGGGUGGGCCAACACGUUUGAGAGCAUCCCCGGUAUCGUUGGGGCUGUGCCGUAUGGGAUUCUGUCGGACCGCUGGGGCCGGAGGCCGUUGAUGGGGCUGUCGCUGGCUGGGAUCGUCUUGUCUUACGUGUUUACUUAUGCCGUUUUGUACUUCUCGGAUGUGGUGCCAUUGUGGGUGACGUGGUUCUCCGCGGCAUUUCAGCUGAUCGGCGGCGGGGGAGCGAUUGUUAUAGCCAUGUUUUACACCACUAUUGCCGAUGUUGUGCCCUCGGAUGAGCGCGCGACCGUCUUUUUCCAGCUCGGCGCCGUGUUCCUCGCCUCGCAGAUGGUCGCUGGACCUCUCGGAGGCGCCAUGCUGGUUUGGAACCCCUGGAUUCCGCUGCUCGUCGCCCUCGCUGUUCUAAUUGUCACCAAUACUGCGGUUUUGGCGUUUCCCGAGACAGUCCAUGUGCAUGAUCGGAAGCGGCCGGAAGAGGAGCAAUCGAGCAACGAGACCGGCACGAUAAACUCGGACAAUUUAUGGCAAAAAGCACGUACCGGCCUCGCUGAGGUGUGGGAUUUCAUUCUCGGCAACACAAGCCUGGCUGUUCUUAUGCUAUCGCUAGUUUUCGUCAUCUUGGGCAGGUUUGCCGGAGAGCUGUUGCUGCAGUAUGCCACGGACCGAUACGGCUGGGGCUGGAGCGUGGCCUCGAUGGUCGUGACGAUACGCAACGCGGCGAGCCUGGUGACGCUCCUUUCCUUGCUGCCGGUGGCCAGCUGGUUCUGUGUCCACCGCCUGGGCAUGGCUGGUGUGGCCAAGGAUCUCUGGCUCUCGCGAUGGUCAGGCAUUUUUUGUAUCGUGGGAAACUUGAUCGUUGCAGGGGCAGUGAAUGGGACGCUCUUCUCGAUUGGGCUCCUCUGGCUCGCCCUUGGAUCGGGCAUGACGUCGCUGAUCAGGUCCCUCAUCAACGCGCAAGUCGAGGAGCAUCACGUCGGCACGGUCAACACACUGAUUGGAUUCAUGGAGAUGGUCGGAAUGACUACGGCUAGCCCUCUUCUGGCGAAGAGUCUCAGCGUUGGGUUAAACCUCGGCGGGGCUUGGAUCGGUCUGCCGUUUGUCACGACCGCGCUGCUCUUCUUGAUUUCGACGACCAUGCUGUGGACGUUCAGGUUGCCGAACGGGCAACAGGCAUUUGUCCAUUCUUCAUGCUGAUUGUCCCGCACUUGGGCGGCAUGGCAGAUCUAUGCCAACAAAGAGACGUGGUGGGCGCAGUAGCCAUGAUCUUUUCCCCAUCAUUUGGCGAUGACGGUGGCGGCUUUGGGGUUGGCUUGGCCUCAGUGUUCGCCCCCCUUGACGCUACCGCAGGGAUGGAAAUCAUGAUUUACAGCUGUGUAUGCAUGUGGCUCUCGGAUUAUUCAGAUUAUCAUAGCGCAUGGAGUCCUGGUCGUAUAGAGGGCGUUCUGGGCGAAGACAGUACACAACAAGGUGAGCUGAGUGUGUUGUACAAGUACAAUCCAUUACCUCCGUACAAUACAUCUGGUUCACCUCCAAAGAUGUC
Messenger RNA from Parathielavia appendiculata, 2485 nucleotides. Its product is annotated as MFS general substrate transporter. The transcript has 3 exons. The record is from RefSeq and is a predicted model, not a curated record. Lineage: Eukaryota; Fungi; Ascomycota; Sordariomycetes; Sordariales; Chaetomiaceae. Gene Ontology annotation, biological process: transmembrane transport. Gene Ontology annotation, molecular function: transmembrane transporter activity. The coding region runs from base 493 to 2139 and encodes 548 amino acids. Gene Ontology annotation, cellular component: membrane.